Molecule: messenger RNA, 3933 nt
Organism: Stylonychia lemnae
Lineage: Eukaryota; Ciliophora; Spirotrichea; Sporadotrichida; Oxytrichidae
Source: the annotation of a GenBank genome assembly
AUGGCCUAAAGAGAGGGUUCACCCAAGACACCUUUUUCAGCGACUAUGCUGUAAAGAUUAGUUCUUUAAUAGAAUCUUAUGUUUGGAAAUAAGUAUCAGGCACUUUCGCCAAAAGCCUAACAAUAAAAAGAAACGGAAUUCCCUCAUAUGCCCAAUAUAAAUUAGAAACAAGUGAAUUAUCUCUUACAAAAAAAGAAAGAAUCAUUGGCAUUUACUUCAAAGAGUGGACUUAAUUCGCCUACUUCACCUAAAGUUCAUUUGCAUUAAGAAUUCGAGUAAAUGACAACUGAUUAAAGAGUUUAAACAGCUAGAGAAUAUUACAAUCUGAUUGAAAAAGAGCCCAUAUUUCAAUCUAAGUCUAGACUAAAACCUGUUACCUCUGAGUCUAUGUUCCGUGAAGCCAUUCCUGAAUUUAAAUUCUAACCAGGUGAUAGCCAAUUCCUCUCUAAAUUAAAAUUUAAUAAGACCCCUUUCAGUAAAUUUGAGAGUGCUAGGAACUCAUAAGCUUCAUUAAAUAUUGACUUAGUUUAAGCUGGCUACUUGACUUAACGAAACGGAAGUUAAUCCAAUGAAUUUUAAACUUUCACUCCAAGAAUAGGGGCUUAAACUUCAGGUAUGAACAGUAGCAACUUAAAUCAGGUAUAAGAGAAAUAAACUACUGAGAGAAACAGUAAAUUCACAGAUAAUACCUUUGCUAAUCAUGGCUAUUACAAACUUUGGAGAGAUGGGAGUCUAGAUCAGGCUACUAGAGCAAAAGUUAUUGAAAAACUCAGGUAAACUAAAUAAGAGAAUGACAGAGAGAAAAGAGAGAUUAGAAAUAGAAAUAGAUCUGAAAAAGCACUUCGAAUAAAGAUGAUGAUGAGCUAGCUUGACAUUAGACAAAAAGAUUUAAAUAAAGAACUAAAGUUCCAUCACUUACCUAUAAAUUAAAUAGCAAAUGAACUAAAAGAUAUUUCAACUAUGAAAAGCUUUAUCAAAUCAGUGAUAAAAAUAUAAGCCCUAGCUAGAAUGGUGAUUAAUAGAGCCAGAUAUAGGAAGAUUAAUAGUUAUUACCAUUAAAAGGUUAGAUAUUUAUAAGGAUUUUUUAGAGCAAGAUAUUAAUACAAAUACUUCAGAGCUAAAUUCAUUAUGAAGAGAGAAAAAGCUAUACGGGUGAUAUAGAAGUAUGUUAGAGGGUUCAUAGUAAGAAUUAAAAAUCUGAUUGAAAAUAGAAGAUUGUAAAAGUUUAAGCAAAAUCUUGACUUUCUAGAGGAAAUGAAUCGUAAGUAAAGAGAAAUUUAGUAAAAGGAACUUUAAGAUGAACAAGAGCGACUUAGACUUUUGAAAUAGUAAGAAGAUCAUUAAAAGCAACUUUUGGAAGUAGAAGCAGCAUAGAGAUUGAUUAAAAAAGACUCACUUAAUCCUGCAAGUCCAAGAUACAGUCGUCACAAAUCAACCUCAGCAAACUAGAAAAAAUAAGGUGCCCGAUAGUCAGCGACACUUUAGCCUAUUAACAUGAAGAAAUUUAGAGCCGAUGUUCAAUCAAUGAUUGUAAGUGAUAACUUGAUUGAGAAACUGGACUUGUCUAGCAACAAUUAAACUCUAAACAAUAAUUAAGACAACUCAAAGGAAAGCCCGGGAUCUAGAGGUAAUGAUGACAAAAUUGAAGAGGAGCCAAUAGACGCUGAAAGCUAAGAUUCUAAUUAAAACUAGGGUUCUGGAUCAAACUAACCUAAAGAGAUUAUUCAACCGCCAGAUCUAUUUGUUAAGCAUGAUCAAUCAGAUAACCAUCAGUUAGAUAUUUACGAUAUAAAGAGAUAUGAAUCCUUAGAAAAUGUUCCAAACUAUAUGAGAGCAACUUCAAGUCUUAAAUGUAAAGAAAUGGAUUUAGACUAUGAGAAGAUUCAUGAGUUGAAAAAGAGGACUAAGAUCACUAAUAAUAUGAUGAGUAAAUAAGAAAUUGAGUAAGUAAUUGAUCUUGCUCAAGAAUAGUAUCAGGUUUGUGCUAUCUCGUCAAAAUCUCAAAGCAGGGGGUAGUCUAAGCAAUCUCGAUUCAACUCGAAUAAUUACUAGAGUAGAAAUUCAUCUUCAUAAAUUCAAAAAAGAGAUACAAGUGAAUAAGAUAAGAUUGGAGGAUGUAGUAAGGACUUGAUUUCUUCUAUUAAAGAAGAUUUUUUGGCAACAUCUAAGGAACUUAAACUUAUUUUAAAAUAAUAGAGUGAUGAAAAUAAUAAAAAUGACAUUAUAAGAGUAGGCACAUAAAGAGAGGCGUCAGAGUUAUCAUCAGAGAAAGAAGGCUUCGAUUAAAAUGAAUUCCUUGAAAAUUCAGCUUACGGAUAAAAGCCUGCUCCAAACAGCAUCACUAAUGAUCUUAAGAUUAAUAAGUAGUCCAAAAGUGAAGACAAAUAAAUAUAGAAAAGAUAGCCCAGAAAAAAAUUGAAUAAUAAUAAGAACCAUAAAGUCGAUGAGUAUGUUCAGACUAAUAAUAACGAUUAAGAAUUCGAGGUAAUAUCUUCUCCAAAGUUUGAUAGUAUUAGCCAAAAGAAAGUUUAGAAGGAUAGCAAGGAAAUAUAAGUAGAGAUAAUCAAAUCCAAAUAUUAGUACCUAAGCUCUUCAAAACUCAUAGUUUUACCUAACUAAGGAUAAGAUUAUAACUAAGAUGUGAUAGAUUUUACAACUCUAACUCGAGGACUAAGAAAAAAAUAUUUAAGAUCAAACUUAGUGUAUGAUAAAUUUGUUUCUAGUACAGUCAAAUAUGAAAAAGACCCAUUAAGAUUCAAAUGUCAAAUUGUCCAUAACAAUGAGCCUUUCAUAAGCGAGACUCCUUCUGAUAUUUUAGCUUAAAAUUUCUUCACUCCAAAUGAGCUAUUUUAUGUAUAUAAUCAUGGUCCAGUUCCUAGAUUAGUGGAGGAGGAAUUCUCACUAUAUGUUCUAGGUUAAGUGCAUAGACCAUUAAGAUUAACUCUAGAAGCUCUUAAAGUAAGAUUCCCAAAGGCCCAUAUCUCUGCAACAUUAAAAUGUGCAGCAAAUAGAAAGAAAGAAUUUGAUUAAGUUAAAUUUAUUGAGUAAGGAACUUAAGGCAAUAACAAAUUUGGAGUUGGAGGAGUAGGAACUGCUCUCUGGGGUGGAUUAAGACUUAGAGAUGUACUUUAAAUGGCUUAAAUAGAUUAAAAGAAAGCACUCUUCAUAGAGUUUUAUGGAGAAGAUAUUAUUCAUGGAACGGAUAGCUAAAACUACUCAAUUGCAUUACCAUAUAAAGUAUGUAUGUCUAAAAAAUCAGAUAUCUUAUUGGCAUACGAAAUGAAUGGAGAAAUUCUCCCAAAGGAUCAUGGAUAUCCUUUAAGACUUAUAUGCCCAGGAAUGAUCGGAGCUAAGAGUGUGAAAUGGCUUUCAAGAAUUAUGGUUUUAGAUUCAGAGAGUCCAAGCAGGUUCUAACAACAAGAGUAUAAACUAUAUCCAAGUAAUAUAACAUCACAGACUAUGUGCAAUGUUUGGUAGAAUACUCCUUAAUUGAUGCACUUGAAUAUUGAUUGUAUAUUUACCAAUCUGUAGGAUGGUGAUGUAGUUCCAUCGAAUCAAAGAUUUGUUAUUUAAGGAUUUGCUAUUGCAGGUCAAGGCAACUUAAUAUCAAGAGUUGAGAUUACUUUUGAUCAAGGAAAGACUUGGGAUAUCUGUAAAAUUACUAACACUAAGAGUAAAAAGUCUGUUGAACUAGAUGAAUCUUAGAUGAAAUGGGAAUGGACUACAUGGGAGUAUGUUCUUGAACAUGGUCUUAAACAGGAAUCUUGGGUAAUGGUCAGAGCAUUUGAUGAAUGCUUUAAUACUUAGCCAGAGAUAAUUGACAUGCUUUGGAAUUUCAAGGGAUAUAUGAAUAACUCAAUUCAGAAGCUCAAGAUUUAUCCUUAGAUUUUGCCUCCCAUCCAAGUUAUUAGAGAAAGAAUGCUUUAGGAUUGA